AUGGUACAGGAGUAUUACUUGCCUUCGCAAACAAGUGUCUAUCCCAGCUACCUGUCUCGCCCCAGCUACAGGUACUCUGUAUCCUCAGGACAUCGUGAUGGACGUCGACGACAGAAGAGGGUUGGUUGGAAUUUUUCUGAUCUAAACAGUACCGGGAGUACUCAUUAUGGAUAUAGCACGGAUGGAUAUUCACGUGAAGUUUCUUACAGAAAUGCUCGUGCCCGAUACAGCUAUACGCCCGUUGAGCCUCUUUACGGUCGGAACACCUAUGUGAAAACGUACCCAGGACACAGCAGUGAUUCAGAUGAUAUGCGUAAUUAUGGUUGGCGAGCACGUCACCUUUGGCAACCUGAUGGCGCCCGACGAGAUUUUAUUGAGUCGGUCGACAGGAAUGGCAGCAACAUUCCAUGGCAACCUCAGAGAUAUAGAUACAGGCGCAAGACAAGUGGCGUGGUCUACUCGUCUCCGAGACCUGAACAGGUGUCUGAGGAAAACCAAUCAACAGACGACGAAGAAUCUGUUGAUACCGUUGUUGACACGUGUUGUUGUGGUUGUGUAGACAUCGUGGUGACGUCAUGCUGCUGGAAGACAACCGUGGUCACGUGCCGAUGUCAUGAUUCCUCCAAUGAUGAAAAAGAUUCAGAUACAGACACAUUGAGUACGGAAGAGGACAAACAACUGAUGGGUGACAAAUUAAAUGAUAAAAUCAUUAUCAUCGAUGAAGAUGACGAUGAUGAUGAGGAUGACGACGAUGAUGAGGAUGACGACGAUGAUGAGGAUGACGACGAUGAUGAUAAACGAUGGGCGACACCCCGCCGUAAACCCCCUGCUGUGAUACCAGUAUCUCCACCAAAGAUAGAAACCAAAACUAUAGUUGCUAAACAAGUCCGAUCGAAUCCCAAGAGUUACGAGGAAUACUCGACAAAUGGCUCUUCAGAUUUAUCAGACUCCACAGAAAAUCUCACCUCUGUUCAUUCGAGCAACGACUCCACUGACACCACCCCACCGGACACAAACAAAAACAAAAUAACAAGUACACGCAAGAUAUUUCUACGUGAAAAAAUUGAACUAGAAAUCGAACCGAAUCCCACUGAAACUACGCCGGUUGUCUUUCUUCCAAAACCGCCUAAGUCACCGACAGAGAGACCACAGAAGAAAAUAUCCAAAAUGCCAAAAUACAUAGGCGAGAAACCGAAACUAGACAAUUUCAAGACUGCUAUACUGGCGGAUAUUGAUCCUGCCGAUGGUCCAUUUGUUGAUGGUGAAGGGGACCAUCCACUCCAUAUUCGAGAUACUGUUCAUCGCGAACGAGAACUUAUCAUGUACAAACCGGAACCGGAAAUACCUCCUCCGUACAAGCAUAAACCGAUUCCACCACGCCCCAUGUUUCCUUUAAAGCAUUUACCAAAGCGAGAGGCCGUCAUGGUUCGUGUUGGCGGAGGCUGGAUGAAUGUGGAACACCAUCGAAAGAGACGAAUACCGUUAGAAAUACAUGAACACCACCGAAGCGUAUCGAAUGAUAAGUACCUGACGAUCAAGUCGAAGUUCACGUCACAUAAAGAAUUCAUUCCAGUAGCAUAUACAAAAUAUCGGGACAGAGCAAUAUGGAACAAAAAGGAAACAAAAUAA
This is a messenger RNA of Ylistrum balloti, 1629 nucleotides long. RefSeq lists its product as uncharacterized. The transcript has 2 exons. NCBI's taxonomy places the organism in Eukaryota, Metazoa, Mollusca, Bivalvia, Pectinida, Pectinidae. The record is from RefSeq and is a predicted model, not a curated record. Gene Ontology annotation, molecular function: microtubule binding. Bases 1 to 1629 code for a protein of 542 amino acids.